This is a messenger RNA of Drosophila grimshawi, 2827 nucleotides long. RefSeq names its product serine/threonine-protein kinase tricornered (gene trc). The transcript is spliced from 5 exons. NCBI's taxonomy places the organism in Eukaryota, Metazoa, Arthropoda, Insecta, Diptera, Drosophilidae. The coding region runs from base 244 to 1623 and encodes 459 amino acids. Gene Ontology annotation, biological process: peptidyl-serine phosphorylation; intracellular signal transduction. Gene Ontology annotation, molecular function: ATP binding; protein serine/threonine kinase activity. The record is from RefSeq and is a predicted model, not a curated record.
AUUGGAGGGUAUUCGAUAAAUGGUGGGCAUAUCAACCCUACGCACAAUAAGAAAGAACGACGAUAACGAAACACGAAAGAGAGGUAGCAAUUUAAUAAAUUACAAAGGAAAAAAACGGCAAUAUAAUACUUCCAAGCUGUGUGUGUGUUAUUUAAGCAAGUGUACAAUUCGUGCAAGGACAGUGUACGGUACGACACACACACACACAUACACAGACACACACACACAAAGCACACCGUUUAGAUGAUGAGCAGCAGAACAACGGACACGGAUGGCUCCUCCAUACGUUUCAGCGACCACACACUGGACAAAGCGACCAAGGCCAAGGUGACGCUGGAGAACUACUACAGCAAUCUGGUGACACAAUACGGCGAACGCAAACAGCGCCUGGCCAAAUUGGAGGCGCAACUGAAGGACGAAAGUCUAACGGAGACACAGCGCCAGGAGAAACGCUUACAACAUGCGCAAAAAGAGACAGAAUAUUUGCGCCUCAAGCGAUUGCGUCUCGGCGUCGAAGAUUUUGAGGCAUUGAAAGUCAUUGGUCGCGGUGCGUUUGGUGAGGUGCGUUUGGUGCAGAAAAAGGAUACGGGACACGUGUACGCGAUGAAGGUUCUGCGCAAAGCGGACAUGCUCGAAAAGGAGCAGGUGGCCCACGUACGCGCUGAGCGCGAUGUUCUCGUCGAGGCCGAUCACCAGUGGGUGGUCAAGAUGUACUACAGUUUUCAGGACCAGGUCAAUUUAUAUUUGAUAAUGGAAUUCUUGCCUGGCGGUGAUAUGAUGACGCUUCUAAUGAAAAAGGACACGCUAUCCGAGGAGUGCACACAAUUCUAUAUAAGUGAAACAGCGUUGGCGAUUGAUUCGAUCCAUAAGCUCGGUUUCAUACACAGGGACAUCAAACCGGAUAACUUGCUUCUGGAUGCGCGAGGGCAUCUUAAGCUUUCAGAUUUUGGACUGUGCACAGGAUUAAAGAAGUCGCAUCGCACAGACUUUUAUCGUGAUUUGUCGCAGGCGAAACCAUCCGAUUUUAUUGGCACUUGUGCCAGUCCCAUGGACUCAAAACGACGCGCAGAAUCGUGGAAACGAAAUCGACGCGCUCUCGCCUACAGCACAGUGGGCACGCCAGAUUACAUAGCACCCGAAGUAUUCCUGCAAACCGGCUAUGGACCUGCGUGCGAUUGGUGGUCACUUGGCGUGAUUAUGUAUGAAAUGUUGAUGGGAUAUCCGCCAUUCUGUUCGGAUAAUCCGCAGGAUACGUAUCGCAAGGUGAUGAACUGGCGCGAAACAUUAAUAUUUCCGCCCGAAAUACCCAUAUCGGAGGAGGCCAAAGAGACGAUCAUUAAUUUCUGCUGCGAGGCAGAUCGACGCUUGGGCUCGCAGCGUGGCCUCGAGGACCUGAAGUCGGUGCCUUUCUUUCGCGGCGUCGACUGGGAGCACAUUCGUGAGCGGCCAGCGGCAAUUCCCGUGGAAGUGCGCUCCAUUGAUGACACGUCCAAUUUCGAUGAAUUUCCGGAUGUCUCGCUGGAGAUACCUUCGGCGCCAGUGCCGCAGGGCGGUGAAAUUUCGAAGGAUUGGGUCUUCAUCAAUUACACGUACAAGCGCUUUGAGGUGCGAAAUUUGGAGUGAAGCUGUGCAUCUUGCCGGUUGCCACACUUUGCCACCAAUACCGCCACCACAACCACCACCACUCACAACACCACCACCACCACCAGCAGCAAAAGCAGCAGAAACCACAAUUGCAAUCGCAGUCUCUCUAACACCAUCAUCAAGAGCAUUCUUAAGCGCUAUAAAACUUAAUUUUCCUUUUGAAUGUCUUACCUACAUGUGUAUUUAAAUACUAUAGCUAACAUUUGUGAUUCCAAAAAAAAAAAAAAAACAAACAAACAAAAACGAAACAAAACAGAACAAACACAGCAAACGAAAAUUAAAAAUAUAUAUGUAUGCAUUGUAUUUGCAAAUGUUUUGCGAAUCGAAUUAAGUUUUAAACGCUUAAACUAACUAAUUCUCUACUGUGUAUGGCUUUGUUUAAUUCCCGCCUUCCCCUUUUUAAAUCGUUGUGUUUAGAAUUAUGGCACUUGAAUAACCAAUUUGGCAAUUGUUUAUAAAUUAUGUAAUAUUUGUUUUCCUUCAUUGGGCAGCAGCGAAAUUUGUUAAUAAAUUUCAGUAAUAUAUGUAUGUAUGCAUAUUCAGAAUAUUAUUAUUUAGACAAUUGUGAAAUGUUUUAUAUUUAGGCACGUUAUUUAAUAUACUUACAUAUGUAUGUUUUGUAUUUAUUAAUUACGCGACACUCACACACACACACGUAUUGUAUGUAUUAAACAAAAAGAAAACCAUGAUAAUCAAGCACACAAAUUAGUUACUAAACCAACAACCGCAACCAGAACAAAAACAAAAAAUGAAAAAAACAAUAUUUAAAUAACGGUUUCGUUCUCUGUACACAAUCCAAUUACCCCCACCCACCACCUCUCCGACACACACAGAUAUAUCCUUCCCCUUCUCCUACGAUCCUACGAUGAAUAUUCUUGUAGUUAUUUCUUACAGUUUUUUCGAGUUUCGUGUGUUUGCAAACAAAAGUUAUCGCUGGUAAAAACGCAAGCAAAUUAAAUCGAAUUAUAUAUACUACAGCUAAACAAAAAACAAAACAAAAAGAAAAGAAUCUACCCGAGCAAAACUUAAAGUAAUUAAAGCAUACCUAUAAAUAAAUGAAACGAGUAAACAAGUUUUAAGAAAUUAUUUUUGGUAAUAGACUAUAAUAAUAAGCAUAUUGAUAAUAUGUAAUGCAAAAUGCAAUAAUAAAUGAAACAUGUGCAUAAUAUGGACUAACAACAAA